AUGGCCCAGGAGAAGUGCUCCAGGUCCUUCAUCUACAAGGUCAAGGACCUCGUUGAGGCUGGGGACAGCCUCGGGAGGAAGACGGGUUCCGGAGGAUCCAAUAAGAAGCGGACUGGGACCAAAUUGGCCGAGAUCAAGGCCAAAAUCGAGAAGAAGCCGGACAUCUCCCUGGCCGACCUCGGGAAGGUCGCCAACGUCUCCAAGACGACGGCUUCCGCGGCCGUGAAGGACCUCGGCCUCAAGAGUUAUGUCAGGAGACAUCGUCAGCUGAUCACGACGGCGUCAAAGGCCACCAGGGUCAUAAAAGGAAAAAAGUUGUUGGCCUGGAUGAAGAAGAAUCCGCGCGUUGUUCGUGUGUUUUCGGACGAAAAGUUUUGGACCGUGGACCAGGCCAGGAAUGCGCAAAAUGACCGCUGGUUGGCCACCACCCCUGGAGAGGUCCCUCAUAUAAAUAGGACCAAGCACCCGGCCGGAGCCAUGAUGCUGGGGGUCGUGGCGAGCGACGGGAAGGCCAUGCCCCCCUACUGGUUCCCCAAGGGCCUGAAGAUCAACACGGAGGAGUACCUGAAGGUCAUGAGGAAGGUGGUGAAGCCUUGGCUGGAUGCCACAUACCCCCUGGGCAACUACGUGUGGCAGCAGGACUCCGCCCCCGCCCACAAGGCCAAGAAGACUCAGAAGUGGUGCCAAGACAAUUUAGCCGCCUCCUGGCCGUGGGCAAUGUGGCCGCCUUCCUCCCCAGACUGUUCACCCUUAGACUACGGGAUCUAG
This is a messenger RNA of Tigriopus californicus, 768 nucleotides long. RefSeq lists its product as uncharacterized. The record is from RefSeq and is a predicted model, not a curated record. Gene Ontology annotation, molecular function: nucleic acid binding. Bases 1 to 768 code for a protein of 255 amino acids. Lineage: Eukaryota; Metazoa; Arthropoda; Copepoda; Harpacticoida; Harpacticidae. The transcript has a single exon.